This is a messenger RNA of Asparagus officinalis (garden asparagus), 1012 nucleotides long. RefSeq names its product dolichol-phosphate mannosyltransferase subunit 1. The record is from RefSeq and is a predicted model, not a curated record. Gene Ontology annotation, biological process: GPI anchor biosynthetic process; protein O-linked glycosylation via mannose. The transcript has 8 exons. Gene Ontology annotation, cellular component: endoplasmic reticulum membrane. Gene Ontology annotation, molecular function: dolichyl-phosphate beta-D-mannosyltransferase activity. The coding region runs from base 62 to 811 and encodes 249 amino acids. Lineage: Eukaryota; Viridiplantae; Streptophyta; Magnoliopsida; Asparagales; Asparagaceae.
CGAUAUCAAACGUAAAAAAGUUCCCAACUUUGAGUCAAUUUUAGGGUUUUGAUCGUCAAUUAUGGAGCAGGAAUCAAUGGCGAAGGCCGAUGAUGAGAAGAACGAGAACAAGUACAGCAUCAUAAUCCCAACUUACAACGAGCGCCUCAACAUCGCGCUCAUCAUCUACCUCGUCUUCAAGCAUCUUCAGGAUGUUGAUUUUGAAGUCAUCAUUGUGGAUGAUGGAAGCCCUGAUGGAACACAAGAUGUUAUAAAGCAGUUGCAGCAAGUAUAUGGGGAAGAUCGAAUUCUAUUAAGAGCAAGGCCUAAAAAGCUUGGUUUGGGAACUGCUUACUAUCAUGGGCUAAAGCAUGCUUCUGGAAACUUUGUUGUUAUCAUGGAUGCCGAUCUAUCACACCAUCCAAAGUACUUACCAAGCUUCAUCAGGAAGCAGAAGGAAACUGGUGCAAAUAUAGUUACUGGAACGCGGUAUGUUAGAAAUGGAGGUGUACAUGGAUGGAAUCUCAUGAGGAAAUUGACAAGUAGGGGAGCAAAUGUACUUGCACAAACUCUUUUAUGGCCUGGGGUAUCAGAUCUCACUGGAUCGUUUCGGCUUUAUCAACGAUCGGUUCUUGAGGAUGUCAUGAACUCGUGUGUCAGUAAGGGAUAUGUAUUUCAAAUGGAGAUGAUUGUUAGGGCCACCAGGAAAGGAUAUCACAUUGAGGAGGUUCCAAUUACCUUUGUGGACAGAGUCUAUGGGAGCUCAAAGCUCGGAGGAUCUGAGAUAGUUGAAUACCUGAAAGGCCUCGUAUACUUACUGUUGACAACAUAAAAAAGUUUACUUUGAGGUACUGUUUUCUGAUUUUGUUUUCAUGUGACAUUAACUUGGUUAACAAAACAAUAGACGUUGUAACCAUUUCAUAGUUAUAUGAUUGGUUUCACAUAGGAAGAUUUUUUUUCCGAUAUGUAUCAUCUGAUGUUUGAAUGUUUUAGAGUGAUAUACAUAGAAAUGAUGGAAGGUAAUUUUGCUAUA